Messenger RNA from Cebus imitator (Panamanian white-faced capuchin), 1542 nucleotides. Its product is annotated as NUT family member 2G-like. The record is from RefSeq and is a predicted model, not a curated record. Lineage: Eukaryota; Metazoa; Chordata; Mammalia; Primates; Cebidae. The transcript has 7 exons. The coding region runs from base 118 to 1542 and encodes 474 amino acids.
CUGAUCUACCUGAACUCAGGAGAAUCUGUUGAGGCAGUUCACUCUCUGGGUCCUGCCCUUGACUUUUCUCAUUGUGGAAAUUGUCAGACAGCGGUGAUCAGCACCCAGCCUGAGGGGAUGGCUUCAAAUGGAGCAUGCCCAGCGCUGGAAUCGGGUGUGACCAAGAACCCUGGCACCUCCAUGCCAGUGUUCACGGCUCUGCCCUUUGCCACACCUGCUCCCGGCCCAGCACACGGGCCACCGCUUGUGACUGCAAUGGUUCCUCCAGGUGGCCCUCUGGUGCUGUCUGCCUUCCCCAGGACCCCUCUGGUGGCAGGACAGGGUGGCCAAGGCCCAAAUUUGGCUGGGGCUUCCAACGUCCUUGUCCAGAUGAGGACAGAAGUGGGGCCUGUGAAGGCUCCUCAGGCACCGACCUUGGUCCUAACUCAGGCCCCCCUCGUCUGGCAGGCUUCAGGCACCCUCUUCAAGGGCGUCGCAUGUCCACCUCCCCGACCCAUGGCAGCUGCCCCUGUGGUGCCCGCUGUGGCUGCCCAGGUUUUUGGGGGCACCCAGGCCUGCGAGGGAGGCUGGUCCCAGGGCCUUCCUCCUCUAGCACCACUGGCUCCUCAGCUGGCCCCCAUGAUGGCUCCAGGGAACGCUGGGCCAUGGCCACAAGGGGCUCAUGGAGAGGGCAGCCUGGCUCCCUCCCAGGCCAAGGCCCCGCCGGACGACUCCUGCAACCCCAAGAGCGUGUAUGAGAACUUCCGACUCUGGCAGCGCUACAAGCCCCUGGCCCGGAGGCACCUUCCCCAGAGUCCGGACACGGAAGCGCUUUCCUGCUUCUUCAUCCCAGUUCUCAGAUCCUUGGCCCGGCGGAAGCCCAGCAUGACCCUGGAGGAGGGACUGUGGCGGGCCAUGCGGGAAUGGCAGCACACGAGCAACUUUGACCGGAUGAUCUACUACGAGAUGGCGGGAAAGUUCCUGGAGUUUGAGGCUGAGGAGGAGAUGCAGAUUCAGAAGUUGCAGUGGAUGAAGGGGCCCCAGUGCCUGCCUCCUCCAGCCCCACCAAGGCUUGAACCUCAAGGACCAUCAGCCCCUGAGGUGGUCAAGCAGCCAGUGUACCUUCCCAGCAAGGCCGGCCCCAAGGCCCCGCCUGCCUGCCUGCCACCACCCAGGCCCCAGCAGCCAGCGGAGACCAAGGCCCCAGAGGAGAUACCCCCUGAAGUGGUGCAGGAGUAUGUGGACAUCGUGGAAGAGCUGCUGGGGCCUCCCGAUGGGGCCACAGAGCAGCUCACAGGACAAAGGGAAGAGGGCGAAGUGGAGCAGGAAGAGGACGGGAUGCUUUCAGACCCCGACCUCCUGAGCUACAUUGACAAUCUGUGUUCCCAGAAAGACUUCGUCACCAAGGUGGAAGCCGUCAUUCACCCCCGAUUUCUGGAAGAAUUGCUUUCUCCAGAUCCACACAUGGAUUUCUUGGCCCUAAGCCAGGAGCUGGAGCAGGAGGAAGGACUCACCCUCGCCCAGGCUGCCCCUUCAGAUGCUCCAGGGACUGACGGAUGCUGA